This is a messenger RNA of Colossoma macropomum (tambaqui), 1414 nucleotides long. RefSeq lists its product as uncharacterized. Lineage: Eukaryota; Metazoa; Chordata; Actinopteri; Characiformes; Serrasalmidae. Bases 42 to 686 code for a protein of 214 amino acids. The record is from RefSeq and is a predicted model, not a curated record. The transcript is spliced from 4 exons.
CAGAGCAUUUGAAGAUCCCCAAUCCACUGCGAAAUUUGAGGAUGUAUAGUCAAAACCAGUGUCAGUGCUGGGCAGACAGACUGCCUGUCUGUAGGCAUAGCUGGAGAAGACACCUUGGUGGAUUUGGCUACGAUUCGUGUGGGCAGCAGCAGGACGAAGAGGACGGCAAUGUUGCAUGGACACAUGAACGACCAACUGUGUGUUAUUAUGCAGGUGAUGGUGACCUCACCCAUGAGUACAUUGAGAUCGAGACAGAUGCCUGCCUGACUGUUGCUGGACAAGAUUUUGGGGAGCCCCACACUGGACAGGAGCUGGACGACCAUGGUGUCUGGGUGCAACCGUCCCACCAAAGUGAUGAUUGCAGGGAAGAUGUUCCUGGAGCGUCUCACCUCCCAACAAGUCAAAGAACGAAUGAAGCGUCAGAUCAGAUUGAUGACUGCUUGUGCUCAUGCAGGACAGUACAUUCAAGAUGGAGCAGUGGAGCAACCAAUCAGUGUCUGUGUCUGCCUCCGCCAUGUUUCAAUGUGAGGAAGACGCUGGUGGUGGGAGUUGAGGUGGAUGUUCUAGAAGAGCUGGUUUAUGAGGAUACAGAAAUCCUGCACACGCAGACAGUGUUUGAUGGAGGCCUGGAGAACGAUCUGAUGGACUCCACCUCUUGUGUUUGCAACCAGUUGUUUCCUAAGUGACUGUAAAAAAAAUAUGCAAAAAAAUAUGCAAAUUAUCAUUAUUAUUUUGCAGUUUGCAGAUGUUUACUUCAGUUACUAGAUGACUAACUGCAAGUCCUGUAGAAAGGGUGCUCUAGUUAGUAUAAUGAUGUCAUUACUAUUAUUAAUAGUUUGUCUGAUUACAACCACUACGAUAAUGUUCAUUUCUGCUAGCCAGUGUGCAAAACACCUCUUUAGUAUUCAAGGGCUGGCUGGCUACUCCAGUGCUGGCUAACCGCUAACUUACUCACCUUAGUGGCAAUAGUGCUAGCUUCAGUAGCACCGAAAUGUUUGGUUCCACAGUUCUUCUAUUGGAAAAGCUCUGUUCUGGUUUAGUGAUGCAGUUGCCACACAUUAGCCAAGAUCUUACUUAUCUUCUUUAGUGUCUUUGGUCUGAGAAAUGAGUAACAAUUCACUCUUUCCACCAUCUCCUGCAAAAUUGGUUUUCAGAUACACAAAUAUGAUGUCUCAUUGUAAAGCUUCUCACAGGUAUUCUGUGCAUAGUUACAGUUGCUAGGCUAUGAAGGAGCAACAGGGUAAACUGAUUUGCUACAGCUUAAAUAAACUAAGUUAAUAUAAUACAAUCUGCUGAUGUGGACCCAGGCCUGGUUCUGAGAAAGAAACAUGAUGUAAAAAAUACAUUAUAUCACACUGAGUGCUUGAUCACUUGGAACACUAUACAGAGUUUACAACUAGUUUUAUGAUAGUUU